This is a messenger RNA of Tetranychus urticae (two-spotted spider mite), 2810 nucleotides long. RefSeq names its product cleavage and polyadenylation specificity factor subunit 2 (gene Cpsf100). Gene Ontology annotation, biological process: mRNA 3'-end processing by stem-loop binding and cleavage. The record is from RefSeq and is a predicted model, not a curated record. Gene Ontology annotation, cellular component: mRNA cleavage and polyadenylation specificity factor complex. Lineage: Eukaryota; Metazoa; Arthropoda; Arachnida; Trombidiformes; Tetranychidae. Gene Ontology annotation, molecular function: RNA binding.
AGUUUAUUUGAUAACUGCAAGUUUUAUUUGUUUACAUUUGCAAAGUGUUUAUAAAAUUUGUGUUUAAAUUGUUCAAAUUAAUUGCAAAUGCUCUCUAUCAUCAAAUUUAAACCUUUAUCAGGGGCUCAUGAUGAAGGUCCUCCAUCUUACUUAUUAACCAUCGACUCUUUUACUUUUCUACUUGACUGUGGUUUAGACCCUAAUAUUGAUAAUGAACCUAGUAACAUUUAUAAUAAAAGUUCCAUUAAAAAUGUAGAUGCCGUUCUUCUUUCUCAUCCGGACACUUUGCACUUGGGUGCUUUACCCUAUCUGGUUGGAAAAUGUGGAUUAGACUGUCCCAUAUAUGCUACAGUUCCUAUUUUCAAAAUGGGACAAAUGUUCAUGUAUGAUCUACAUCAAUCUCGUCACAAUUAUGAAAAUUUCAAUCUUUUUACUUUGGAUGAUGUGGAUGCGGCCUUCGACAAAAUCAUUCAGUUAAAGUACAAUGAAACCGUGCCUUUAAAAGGAGGACAGGGUAUAAGUAUAACUCCCUUACCGGCAGGUCAUAUGAUUGGUGGUACUAUUUGGCGUAUUGUUAAAGAUGGUGAAGAAGAUAUAAUAUAUGCUGUUGAUUAUAACCAUAAACGAGAAAGACAUUUAAAUGGAUGUUUUCUGGAACAUAUCUCUAGACCUAGUUUAUUGGUGACUGAUGCAUAUAAUGCUAAAUAUUCUCAAGCUCGAAGAAAAGAACGUGAUGAACAAUUGAUGACAAAUAUAUUGGCCACACUACGUGAUGGUGGUAAUGUUUUGAUUGCUGUUGAUACUGCUGGUAGAGUUCUUGAGUUAGCUCACAUGUUGGAUCAAUUAUGGCAUACUCCUGAUGCUGGUUUAAUGGCCUAUUCAUUGGCUCUUCUAAAUACAAUUUCCUACAAUGUAAUCGAAUUUGCUAAAUCCCAAGUAGAAUGGAUGAGUAAUAAGAUAAUGAAAUCUUUUGAAGGGCAACGUAACAAUCCGUUCCAGUUCAGACACCUUCAAUUAUGUCACAAUUUAAAGGAGCUUCAGCAGCGUGUCCGUGAGCCGAGAGUUGUACUUGCAUCUCAGCCAGAUUUGGAAUCUGGAUUUGCUCGUGAAUUAUUCGUGCAAUGGUGCACGAAUCCAAGAAAUAGUAUAAUUUUGACUCAAAGAUCACCACCUGGAACUCUUGCUCACCAAUUAAUGAAUUCUUCUCAGAAGUUGAUUACGCUAAUCAUAAAACAAAGAAUACCUUUGGAAGGUUUAGAGUUGGAAGAAUAUAAAAGAGAAAAACAACAAAAACAACUACUCAAUGCUAAAAAAGAUGUCUCUGACUCUGAUACAGAUUCUGAUUCUGAUGACGAUAUCUUACCUAAAAGUGUUCAUGGACCCGGAGUUGCUGCCGGUACUGGUUCUAGUUACAAUUCUGUUGCAGCAGGUCAUGGGACUGUCGUAGCACCAGGAAAUGAUGUCUAUGAAGGUCUAGGAUACUCAAAAUAUGAUUUAGUGAUGCCUGUUGGUUCAGGCAAAAUCAAAGUCGGUGGACUAUUUAAACAAGGGAAAAAUCCAUUUCCAAUGUUCCCAGCCCCUGAACACAAGAUUAAAUGGGACGAUUAUGGAGCCUUCAGUAACCAUAAACUUUUCCCUGUUAGUGAGAAUUCAACAGCUGCGGAAUCUGGUCAAGGAUCUAAAUUUGAAGAGAAUAAGGAAAAUAAAAAAGGCGAUGAUGAGAAUAGUCUUCAUCCAGCUUCAGCCAGUGAUCAACAAGAAAUACCAACCAAAUGCAUCACCAAUGUGCAAACAUUUUAUGUUAACGCUAACAUACAGUUUAUCGAUUUUGAAGGUCGAUCUGAUAAAGACUCGUUGAAAAAAAUCAUCUCUCUCAUCAAACCUCGGCGUCUAGUUUUAAUACAUGGAUCUUCCGAGGCAACUCAAGAACUCGCUAGUUAUUGCUCAUCAUCUUUACCCACCAAUAAAAUAUUCACUCCAAGAGUAGGUGAAAUAGUUGACGCUACAACAGAAAGUCAUAUUUAUCAAGUUAAAUUAAAAGACUCACUUGUGAGUACGCUCAACUUUGUUAAAGCUAAAGAUGGAACUGAAUUAGCAUGGGUUGAUGCAGAUAUUGAAAUGUCCGAGGAAAGAUCGUUAUUACCACAAGACUCCAUAUCCGGUCAAAAUGAAGAUGAACUUAUGGAUGAUCUCAAGGCUGACAAAUUAUUAAGUUUAAAAGGAGAUUCCAUUCACGACGAAAUGAAUGGUGAUAAUCCGUCAACAUCAGCAUUUUCAUCUUCAUCAAGUCGAGAAACCUUACCCAUACUCAAGCCUCUUGCUCUAAAACUAGUUCAACCACAUGAAAAUAUUUUUGUAAAUGAACUUAAAUUAUCCGAUUUCAAACAAGUGCUUAUGAACAACGGAAUCCAAGCCGAAUUCCAUGGAGGUGUUCUUCAUUGUAAUAAUCUAGUGACAAUCAAAAGGAAUGAGUCUGGUCGUAUUCUCAUUGAAGGAACUCUAUCUAAUGAUUAUUUCCAAGUUAGAGAGCUUCUAUAUCAACAAUAUUCCAUAAUUUAAUCAAUAUUAUAUCAUUAAUAUUUAUAAUUAAACUUCAAACCCUUUUCUAAUUCCUCUGUUCCUUAAAUUUUGUAAAAUUUCCAACAGCCUAACUCAUUUUCACAACUUUCCAUUUUACUGUUGUUUAAAAUUCAAUACAGCACUCAAUUUGGUCUUUUUGCCAUCUCAAAUCAUAGUAAAUUAUUUGUGAAUCUGAUAGUUGGUUGAACACUUUAAUUAAAUUUGUGUAAAUUAAAUAGUCUUUUUAUAAA